AUAUGGCUAAAGUGCCCACUCGACCUGACCAAUCAAAAGUGUCGUCGGCCUUCGUUAGUCUGACCUAAACCCACUUUAAAUCGUUAUUCGCGCACUCUCUGCCUACCUUAGGUCAUAUUUUGAGCUUCAUUAUUCUUUUUUUGUUUUUAGUGAGCUAUUCGUUUUUUUUUUUCUUCUUCUCUCCCUUUCUGAAUAAUCUCACAAAUUAAUGCAUUGUUUCUUACGUUUGUUAUUUAUAUCUGGAAAGUACAGGGACGGAAAAGAAAACAUCAACAAAUUCUCACGCACGUUUUGAUUUGAAUUCGUCUGCCGACAAAAUCUGCUGAUUUAUCAUUUUUCGUGUUUCAUUCAUUGUUUCACGUUAGAAAUUAUUUUUUGUUUCUUUGUUAUUGCUUGUUGAUAGUUGAUUUGAUUAUCUAUGUGUUUGCGGUUUCAAAACGAUGUCUCAUAUCGAUAGUUCUCAUCAACAACAAUAUCAAUCGAUCAACAGCAAUACUUCUUUAUGUAACCUUAAAAAUAGUAACACGACUGAUGAUCUCCCUAAACAGUUUGUAUCUUCUCUAAGAAUUCUUUUCGAUAUUCUUGAUGAAAACCACAGUGGUUAUGUUCGAUUAUUGGAUAUUGAAAGCCGAUGGAAGGAAGACGGUGUUAAAGGCCUUCCGCCUGGUGUUGUAGAUGCUCUCAGAAAAGUGACACCACCAAAUGGUUAUUUGAAUUUUGAUAGAUUUGUAGCCGGUCUUAAACUCGUUCUGUGGCGAAACAGACUUGAUGAUUCUCACAAUAAUACUGAUGUUGAGCAAUCAGAUCAAGAUGGGGUUUUCUUGGGUAAGGAAAACAAAUUAAACAAUUAUAAUGAUGAAAAAAAUAUGAAUUUCACAGGGUCACAAGAGCAGUACGGCCACAUAAAUCUUUCGCCAAAUAUUGAUGGUCAGUUUUUCAAUCGGCAUCACAACACUGCGGCGGAUGUCUUUAACAGCAGCUUAACUCCAGCCACUGGUAUAACGAAUGUGCCUGGCCGACUGGGCAGCAGUCAGCACACUACCUUAGGCCAUCAGAACAGUGCGACAAACGUGACAACCAAUGUGCAUAGCAGUGGUCAUCAACACAACACUCAUUAUCAGACAUCAGCUAGUCAUUAUAAUUCAAGCAAUACACAUUACAACACCCCGGUUAAUAGUAACCACGAUACUAGUCGAUAUAACAAUAAUAACAGUCUUCAAUCUAUUGGAACUGGAGUAGGAAACAAUGCUGUAUCUAAUGACAAGUUUACUCACAACCAACGUUUACCUUGUCUUACAAGAUCUGCAGACAGGCCACCCCUUCAAUCACGACAGGUGAGCCACUCACACCUUCAAUAUAAUACUGAUACACAAGAACCUUUUGCAACUGACCAGGCAUCUUUACCCACACAUGCAUCUAAUACACACCAACGUUCCUUGUCUCCACCCCAAGUGCCACCAAGAGACCAAAGCAAAGCCAAUAUUCUUAACGAACUGAAACUCUGGCAGAAACAGCGUAUGAAACAUGUAACUCCAACUGCUGCAGAAUCACAAAAUACAAAUCGUUACACAUCGUCCAAAUGGAAUUCUGGACGAAAUAUAUCUGCAAAUGAAAGCAAAGAUGCAGACAGGAAUAUAUAUGAAAGAGGAGAGACAAAACUGCCAAUGGUUGUGUUUGAAAAUGUAGAAGCAAACAUUGACAAUAUUACAUCUCAACAAAGAAGAAACAUCGAUGAACCCAAACCUCAGAAGUUAGGUGACUCAAAACAUGGCAACCGCAGGUGGGAUGGCCGCCGUCAUACUUUAACAAGUGGAGUUGAUCAUAGCAUGAUUAAACGGAUGCGACAACUGGAAGAAGAAAAAGAGAUUCUGGAACAAGGAAUGGAAAUAGUACAGUCUGCAAAGCGUUGGUAUCAGAAGCAAAUUGCUUCAGUUGAUGAUAAACAGAAAGUUGCUGCUUGGUCAUCAUACAAUGAUUCUUCAUUAGAGGCAAAUCAAGAACGGAUGAAUUUUCAGAAAACCAGGAUAUCUGAAGUCAAUCAACAAUUAAGAGCACUGAUUGAAAGCUCAGAGAAGGGCUUCCCGCUACACAUGAAUCUAGCUGUUAGUAAUAUUGGACAGACAAUUCCAUCAGAGGAAGGUCGUAUGAAGAUGCUGAAAGAACAAAACAGACAACUGACACAGGAGAUUUCAACAAAAUGUGAUAAAAUAACACUGCUUGAGCAAGAAAAAUCUGCCUUGAUUAGAGAACUCUUUGAAUCCCGAUCUCAGAACAAACCCAAUUUGGAUGAUACCACUUUCAUGUGAAAACACAGACAAUUCUACUGAGUUUUUGCUCACCUGUAAUCUCUUCAAAACCUUUAACCAGAAUUUGGAAGUUAAAGGUCCUCUUGGUGUAUUCUAUCUUCACAAUCUCCACAUUGUGUUUUUAUUUAUCUUUAUCUUCAUUGGCAUAAACGAUAGACUGACAGAGUGAAAUGCCUUAUGGCAUAUUUCUAAACGAUAGACUGACAGAGUGAAAUGCCUUAUGGCAUAUUUCUUUAUAGUCUAAAUUGAAGUUAUUUUUAUUGAAAAAUGUUAGCAUGCCAGGCAAAAUGCUUAACAGCAUUUUCGUCUGUCAUCUGUCGUCAAUAAAUUAAGUACCAGUCAAGCACUGGGGUCGAUGUAAUUGACUUAACCCCUUCCCUGAAAUUGCUGGCCUUGUGCCAAAAUUUGAAACCAUUUUUGAAAAAAGUGAUUGGUGGUAGACUCUGUUCAGUAUCAUAUUAAAUUUUUUGAUGUAUGUAUUGUGUUCCGAGUUCAAGGCCACUGAGAACAACUGUAUUGUUUCAUCUUUCCAGAGGGUGGUAUAUUCAGCAAUAUAAAUACUGGUGAAGUACUGUGAUUGAUUCAGUUGACUGCUCCUUUCUUCCAAAUAUCUGUGUCCUUGUGCCUCAAUAAGAAACCAUUAUUAUUUGGCUGAAUCAUUAAAAUCAAUGGUCAAAGUGUAUUGUGGUGUGUUUGUUCUGACUCUUUACAUUUUAAUGGAAGUUCAAAUCCCAUUAAAGGCUACAUUGCCUUUUAUUUGGGGUGGGGGUGAUAAAUAAAGCCCUAAUGUUGAUUUAAUAAACUAAAUUCUCACUCACAAAAAUUUGUGGCCUUGUGCAUAGAUUAAAAAUUAUUAUUAAUUAUUAUCUUUGCAUGAUCAUUAAGGCAUCAGAAAAAUGCCUUGCAACAUUUCUUUCAGCUCUUAAAAUUAAGGUUCAAACCCUUCCAAAGUCAUCUUUACCUUUUCUUAUUUUGGGGGUGGUUGGAUAGGUGAUAAAAAUAAAGUACCACUUAAGAACUGGAUUAAUAUAAUCGACUAGCCUCUCUCCUUCCCUUUCAAAAAAA
Molecule: messenger RNA, 3371 nt
Organism: Octopus sinensis (East Asian common octopus)
Lineage: Eukaryota; Metazoa; Mollusca; Cephalopoda; Octopoda; Octopodidae
Exons: 7
Coding region: 441-2306 (621 amino acids)
Source: RefSeq, a predicted model, not a curated record